CCCCGUUGCAGUGACGACCGCAGCCCGGAGGUGUUCCGCACGCGCAUCGAGGCAGCCACCCAGAUGCAGGCGGUGCUGGGUGCUGGCGGGAAGCCCAACUGCCUGGUCAUCGACGAGAUCGACGGGGCCCCUGUGGCCGCCAUCAACGUCCUCCUGAGCAUCCUGAACCAAGGGCCACAGGAGGUGGAGCCACAGGGCCCGGCCGUGCCUUCGGGUGGCGGCCGACGGCGCCGAGCAGAUGGGGGGCUCCUCAUGAGGCCCAUCAUCUGCAUUUGCAACGACCAGUUCGCACCGUCCCUGCGGCAGCUGAAGCAGCAGGCUUUCCUGCUCCACUUCCCGCCAACUCUGCCCUCGAGGCUGGUGCAGCGGCUCCAGGAGGUCAGUGGAGCCCAGGGCAUGAGGGCCGACCCGGGGGUGCUGGCCGCCCUCUGAAAAACCGACAAUGACAUCCGGGCCUGCAUCAACACCCUGCAGUUCCUGUACAGCCGGGGCCAGCGGGAGCUGAGCGUGGGGACUGCAGCCACACGCGUGGGCCUCAAGGACCAGCGCAGAGGGCUCUUCUCGGUGUGGCAGGAGGUCUUCCAGCUGCCUCGAGCCCAGAGGCGCCGUGUGGGCCAGGACCCCGCCCCGCCUGCUGACAUACUCCUGCUGGGUGACGGGGACGUGGGCUCCCUGACCUCUGCCUCACAGCGAUUCUACCGUGUCCUGCAUGCCACUGCCUCUGCGGGCGAGCACGAGAAGGUGGUCCAGGGCCUGUUUGACAACUUCCUGCGCCUGCGGCUGCGAGACUCCAGCCUGGGCGCUGUGUGUGCGGCCCUCGACUGGCUCGCCUUCGAUGACCUGCUGGCGGGGGCUGCUCACCACAGCCAGAGCUUCCAGCUGCUGCGCUACCCACCCUUCCUGCCUGUGGCCUUCCAUGUGCUGUUCGCUUCCAGCCACACACCCAGGAUCACCUUCCCCAGCAGCCAGCAGGAGGCCCAGAACCGGAUGAGCCAGAUGAGGAACCUGAUCCAGACACUGGUGUCUGGCAUCACGCCAGCCACGCGCAGCCGGGCCACGCCCCAGGCCCUGCUCCUGGAUGCUCUCUGCCUGCUCUUGGACAUUCUUGCCCCAAGCUCCGCCCCGUGAGUGAGCACGCAGCUGUACAGCACCCGUGAGAAGCAACAGCUGGCCAGCCUGGUGGGCACGAUGCUCGCUUACAGCCUGACCUACCGUCAGGAGCGCACACCCGAUGGCCAGUACAUCUACAGGCUGGAGCCGAACGUGGAGGAACUCUGCCGCUUCCCUGAGCUGCCUGCCCGCAAGCCCCUCACCUACCAGACGAAGCAGCUCAUUGCCCGCGAGAUCGAGGUGGAGAAGAUGCGGCGGGCGGAGGCUUCUGCCCGGGCAGAGAACAGCCCGCAGGUGGACGGGAGCCCCCCAGGGCUCGAGGGUCUGCUGGGGGGCAGUGGGGAGAAAGGGGUGCGCCGACCUGCCCCACGCAACCAUGAGCAGCGGCUGGAGCACAUCAUGAGGCGAGCGGCCCGGGAGGAACAGCCUGAGAAGGAUUUCUUUGGACGUGUGGUCGUCAGGAGCACGGCAGUCCUGAGUGCAGAGGACACGGCCCCGGAGCAGGACUCAGUGGAGCAGCGCAUGGGCACGGCUGUGGGCAGGAGCGAGGUCUGGUUUCGCUUCAACGAGGGUGUCUCCAAUGCUGUGCGGCGCAGCCUUUACAUCAGGGACUUGCUCUAGUUCUCUCUGACCCGCGGACACGCCCCCGCAUUGCUUCCCGCAGAGUGCAGAGGAACGGAAACCUGGAGAUGUCUUUAUAAAGUCACACCUUUACUGACUGU
This is a messenger RNA of Nomascus leucogenys (northern white-cheeked gibbon), 1832 nucleotides long. Its product is annotated as chromosome transmission fidelity protein 18 homolog. NCBI's taxonomy places the organism in Eukaryota, Metazoa, Chordata, Mammalia, Primates, Hylobatidae. Gene Ontology annotation, cellular component: nucleus. The record is from RefSeq and is a predicted model, not a curated record. Gene Ontology annotation, molecular function: single-stranded DNA helicase activity; DNA binding; DNA clamp loader activity.